AUGGCAAUAGGUCUAACUAUGGUUAAAUUUAAUGAUGAUGCAACAAGGGAUCGGGUUUUGGAAACUGGAAUUCUUCACUUUGAUAGGAAACCAGUGAUCAUUCGGCCCUGGUCUUCAGAUUUGAGUGCUUUUCGAAUGAUACGGUCAGUUCCACUUUGGAUCCAACUACAAGAUCUUGGGCUCCAAUAUUGGGGAAUCAAAUGCCUUAGUGCUCUUGUUAGUACUUUAGGCAAGCCAAUCAUGGUGGACAAGUUUACUCGUGAACGUUCUAGAGUUCAGUUUGCUAGGAUUAUGGUGGAGAUGGAAAUUAAUGAUAACCCGCCUAGGACAAUACAAUUUUUGAAUGAGCAUGGCCAGUUAUUAGAACAAGGGGUAGAAUAUGAAUGGUUACCUAAGAAGUGCAAAACUUAUGCUGGAUAUGGCCACACUAUGGCUGACUGCCGUAAGGAACAGAAAGAUCAGGGGAAGCUGAAGGUCUCUCCUUCAAAGAGUUCUGAAAUGAUAGGGAGAGACAAGGGUAAGGAUGAUACUAAUGUUUCUGCUGUGACAAGGAAAGAUAAGGGGAAGGAAGGUGUUGUGAUUUCUGCUGGGAUUUCAUCUUCAAAAAAGAGUUCUAUUAAUGAGGAAAUGGUUGCUGGUAAGAUACAACAUAUUACUGAGGUGUCGCCAGAUGAGAAUGGCAAGAUUGGGUCUAAAACAGUUUGGCAAUCUCCUAAGAAGGUGGUUUACAAGCAGGGGAAAGCAGACAGGAGACGGCAAAGGGAUAACUCAGGCUCGGUUGCAUCAGGGAAGCCUCAGUCCAGUUACUUUAUGGUUCUGCAAGAUCAGGUUGAAGUUUUGAAUCUUUGUAGUGAGAAUAAAGUCGGAGUGGGUGCUCUUUUGGAAACAAAAAUGAGGGGGUCAAAAGUUAUUGAAAUGAUGGCUAAUAGGUUUUUGAACUGGGAGUACUACUCUAGUUCGAUUACUGAAGGAAAAAUCCUUAUAAUUUGGAGGAGGGCCUUUGUUAAGGUUACUGUGGUUGAAGAAACUAGUCAGUUUGUUCACUGUCAAGUUCGAAUGGCUGAUUUGAAUUUCCCUUUUAGUGUUAUGUUUGUAUAUGGGCGUAAUACGUUGGAGGAAAGGAAGAACUUAUGGCAUAACUUACCUAUGAGUACAGCUGAUGGUUGGGUAAUUUUGGGAGAUGUUAAUGCAGUGUUUAAAGCUAAUGAAAGGGACGGAGGAAAGCCUGUUUCCAAAGUUGAGCUUGUUGAUUCUUCUCAAUGGUUAGCUAAUUCUCAGCUUGAAGUGCUUAAUGAAACAGGUUCAUUUUAUACUUGGACGAAUAAUCAAGAAGGCCAGGCUCGAAUUUAUUCUAAAAUUGAUCAUGCUUAUGCUAAUGAGAAAUGGCAGGAUUUAUUUCCUACUUCCACAGCUGUUUUCAAAUGGGAAACAAUUUCAGACCACUGUUCUUGUACUAUAUCUAUUCAGACAAUGGAGUUCUUGGGUGUCAAGCUAUUCAGGUUCUAUAACUUCUAG
This is a messenger RNA of Humulus lupulus (European hop), 1515 nucleotides long. RefSeq lists its product as uncharacterized. Lineage: Eukaryota; Viridiplantae; Streptophyta; Magnoliopsida; Rosales; Cannabaceae. The transcript is spliced from 2 exons. The record is from RefSeq and is a predicted model, not a curated record. Bases 1 to 1515 code for a protein of 504 amino acids.